Messenger RNA from Paralichthys olivaceus (Japanese flounder), 1348 nucleotides. It is a transcript of the gene glo1, whose product is annotated as glyoxalase 1. Lineage: Eukaryota; Metazoa; Chordata; Actinopteri; Pleuronectiformes; Paralichthyidae. The record is from RefSeq and is a predicted model, not a curated record. Gene Ontology annotation, molecular function: metal ion binding; lactoylglutathione lyase activity.
CAAUAGCUGCCUUUUAUUUUGACAGCUUGUAGCGGAAGCUCUGUGUGUUUGAACCUCUCUCUCUCUCUCUCUCCCUCUCUCUCUCUCUCUCCCUCUUCAGCAGAGCUGGUGUAGUAACCACCGUCAUUCAGAGAAAAUGAGCGACAAAGGUUUGUCAGACGAGGCCGCGGCUGCAGCUUGUAAAGAUGGAGACUCGAUCACUAAGGAUUUCAUGAUGCAGCAGACUAUGCUGCGGGUCAAAGAUCCAAUUAAAUCCUUGGAUUUCUACACCAGAAUCCUCGGCAUGACGCUCCUGCAAAAGUUUGACUUCCCCUCCAUGCGUUUCUCUCUCUUCUUCUUGGGCUACGAGGAUAAGAAGGAUAUUCCUACAGAAGUGAAGGAGAAGACGGCCUGGACCUUCUCCAGAAGAGCCACCAUUGAGCUGACACAUAACUGGGGCUCUGAGGCUGAUGAGAGUCAGUCUUAUCACAAUGGAAACUCUGAUCCACGUGGCUUUGGACACAUUGGAAUCGCAGUUCCUGACGUCACCGCAGCCUGUAAGUUGUUUGAAGAACAAGGGGUCACGUUUGUCAAGAAGCCAGAUGAUGGUAAAAUGAAAGGCUUGGCCUUCAUUCAGGACCCUGACGGCUACUGGAUUGAGAUCCUGAGUCCAAACAACAUGGUGUCCAUUACCUCAUGAAAACUGACAACAUGCUACCUGCUGCUGUGCGUAAGGGCCAGUCCUGCUGUGAAUUCCCCGGGAGAGCUGAACACGGGUUUAGUGAUUAAUAAGCAACCUACGCCGCAGAGCUGAGAGAAAAUGGAGAGGGAUCUGUUACACAAUGACGAUCAGUGUGCCUUUGCAUGGGCUGGACUAUUAUUGCGAGUUGAUGAGCAAAUGGAUUAGUUAUUUUUAUGAAUUGCUACUGCUUAGUGUAGCUGUUGAGUUUGUCUGCCAUCAGUUUAUUUGUUUUCAAAAUUAAUAAAGCAGUGUUACUGUGCAAUACGUUUGAAAGCCACCAUUCAAAAGCAAAAUUCCUUUGUUAGUUAUUACUGCAGCAACAAAGUCAAUAAUUCACAUCAUAGCAGCAAAAGUGAGGUAACAGCUCCUGUCUCACAGUUUAGUCAAAAGAAAUAUUGUACAUGUAGAGUUUUUAACCUAUUCUAAAUGAAUUGUAAAGUCAGAUCCUUCAAUGAUUUCCUCAUGACUUUAUGAAGUCACUGCUGCAGUCAAGACCAAAGUGACCCACAAGAAGGCCAGCUGGUUUGACGUCAUGAAAUUUAAUGUGCAAGAAAGGGAUCACGGGAGUUCUUGUAUUCAUCGCCAUUGCAGAUUAAAAUCUACCUUACAAAUCAUGUUCACAGAUGA